This is a messenger RNA of Aquila chrysaetos chrysaetos, 1180 nucleotides long. RefSeq names its product E3 ubiquitin-protein ligase Topors-like. Gene Ontology annotation, molecular function: ubiquitin protein ligase activity. The record is from RefSeq and is a predicted model, not a curated record. The coding region runs from base 119 to 1180 and encodes 353 amino acids. Gene Ontology annotation, biological process: protein polyubiquitination; protein monoubiquitination. NCBI's taxonomy places the organism in Eukaryota, Metazoa, Chordata, Aves, Accipitriformes, Accipitridae. The transcript is spliced from 3 exons.
GCACCGCGGGGCAAGCUUGCAGCAGCGGAGCGCGCGACACCCUUUGGCAGUGCCGGCGCCAGCGAGGGGGAGCAGGUCCUCAUCCUCAGCUCUCCCCAACCUGCUGCGGAGCACGAGCAUGGCCACGGAGACGGAGUGGAGCUGCCCCAUCUGCGGCGAUGCUCGAGAUGACGUCUCUUACGCGAUGCCCUGUCGCCACCAGUUCUGCCUGGGCUGCAUCCUGCGUUGGACAGAGGUGAAACCAGAGUGCCCACUCUGCAGAAGACCAGUAGAGAAUGUCAGGUUUUCUGUGCUGGGCGAAGACGACUAUCUACAGUGUGUUGUCGCACACCCCGAAGAGUCGCCAGAUGCCAGCAGGCAGGCGGGCAGCGCUCCCGGUCCCCUGCCCGAAAACAGCCCCCAUCACCCUGCGGCGUCCCCUCCGUCAUCUCCGCAGUGGAUACUGUCCCCGGCUGAGCCGGGGGCUGCAGAGCCGGAGGACGUGGGUGGCCUCCUGCCUGUGGUCUGGGCGUAUCUUUUCCAAAGACGACAGCACCUCCUCGAUCCCGUGCUGCCCUGGCUGCGCCAGGAGCUGGAGGCAAUAUAUGGGGCACGGUGGUGGGAGGCAAAGACUGCAGAGAACAGCAUCCUGCAUACCCUGUGCAUCCACGGUCCGGAUGAAGAGGUCAUGCUCCAGAUGCUGGAGCCUCUCCUUGGGCACUAUACAACAUUAGUGGUCUAUGGCAUCAUGGGUAUCAUUGAGGGUCAGUGCAGCGAGGAGGCCUGGAGGCUGCUGUGCCCCCAUGCUGCCGGGGAGGAAGGCAACAGCCCUGCGGCCGGCUCCAGCUCCAGCUCCAGGCCGUCCGUGGCCCCCCCACGCCCCUCCAUCGGCCAAGGGCGCCCAGAGCCCCAGGGCCAUGUCGGCAUGGGAAAUCCUGCUCCCGCAGGAAAUCCUGCUGCAGCCACUGAAAUGGAAGAGGUUCUGACAAAGCCCGAAAAGGAGGAGAAAAGGGAGAAAGGGAGGAGCAAAGGGAGGAGCCCAGAAGCGGCGACCAGCCCCGGAGAGUCCAGCGGCAGGGGCCUUGGCCCUCACGGCGGCCGCCCGUCUCAGCGGGAGAGCCGUCAGCAGCGGGUGGCAGGGCCUUUGCGAAGGGGAACGUGCCAAAUAAAGGCUGCUGGCGCCUGUGCCCAGCCGGAGUGA